Messenger RNA from Marmota flaviventris (yellow-bellied marmot), 4453 nucleotides. It is a transcript of the gene Adgrf5, whose product is annotated as adhesion G protein-coupled receptor F5. Gene Ontology annotation, biological process: energy reserve metabolic process; regulation of lipid metabolic process; adenylate cyclase-activating G protein-coupled receptor signaling pathway. The record is from RefSeq and is a predicted model, not a curated record. Gene Ontology annotation, cellular component: membrane; cytoplasmic vesicle. NCBI's taxonomy places the organism in Eukaryota, Metazoa, Chordata, Mammalia, Rodentia, Sciuridae. Gene Ontology annotation, molecular function: G protein-coupled receptor activity.
AUGAAAUCCCAGAGGAGAACCACUUUGUGCUUCAUGUUUGCUGUGAUUUAUUCUUCCCAAGCGACACUGAACUUAGAGUCUGCUGUCCAUCCUUUGAUUCUCCAGGAACAUGAACUAACUGCUGUAGAACCACUAAGGCAAAAACGAGCAGUUGCCACAAGUGGUCCCGCCAUGGAAGAGUACACUGUUGAUAUUGAGAUCAGUUUUGAAAACACAUCCUUCGUGGAGUCUAUCAGAGCUCGCUUGAACAGCCUCAGUUUUCCAAUUCAAGGAAACAACACUGACCCAGCUACUGAUAUUUUAAGCAUAGAGCUGACAACUGUAUGCAGGCCUACUGGAAAUGAGAUCUGGUGCUCCUGCGAGACAGGCUAUGGGUGGCCUCAGGAAAGGUGCCUCCACAGUCCCACUUGUCAAGAGCAAGGCAGCUCUCUCCCAGGGCACCGCUGCAGUUGCCUUAGGGGACUUCCUUCAAAGGGACCUUUCUGCCAGCUCCAGGGAGAUGUUACCCUGAGAAUGAAGGUCAGACUAAAUGUGGAAUUUCCAGCAGACCUUAAGAACACAUCCUCUGCCCUCUAUAGGUCCUACAAGACCGACCUGGAAAGAGCGUUCCAGGAGGGUUACAGAAUUUUACCAGGCUUCAAAUCGGUGACUGUGACAGAGUUCACCAAGGGCAGUGUGAGUGUGUCAUAUGAAGUCCAGAGUAAAACACCACCACCUGGAUUAAUUCAGAAAGCCAACGAGCAAGUCAUGCAGACUCUUAAUCAGACCUACAAAAUGGACUACAGUUCCUUUCAAGGGGUGCCUAGUAAUGAAACUAAGUUCACUGUCAUACCAGAAAUCAUCUUUGAAGGGGACACAGUAACCCUGGAAUGUGAAAAUGAAGUUUUGUCCUCCAAUGUGUCUUGGUACCGGGGAGAAAGACACAUCCAGAACAACAGCAGAUUCUCCAUUUACACCUCGAUGCCCAACAACAUAACCUCAGUAUCACGCCUCACCAUCCACAACAUCACUCAGGGUGACGCGGGUGAAUAUCUUUGCAAACUGAUAUUGGAUAUUUUCGAGUAUGAGGCUAAAAAAAAAAUAGAUGUGCUACCCAUCCGAAUUUUGGCAAAAAAAGAAAUGAAGGUGAUGUGCGACAACAAUCCUGUAUCUCUGAACUGUUGCAGUGAGAGUAACGUAAAUUGGAGCACAGUAGAAUGGAAGCAGGAAGGAAAAAUAAGCAUUCUAGGAAACACAGAAACAAACCUAGAUUCUAAAUGCAGCAGAUUCACCCUCAAGGCUAAUGGAACCCAGUGCCCAAGUGGGUCAUCUGGAACAACAGUCAUCUACACUUGUGAGUUCAUCGGCGUACAUGGAGCCAGAGGCAGUAAGAAUAUAGACGUGACAUUCACCUCUGUGGCCAACCUGACCAUAACCCCGGACCUAAUUUCUGUUUCUGAGGGACAAAGCUUUUCCAUAAAAUGCACCAGCGAUGUGAGUAACUACGAUGAGGUAUAUUGGAACACUUCCGCUGGAAUCAAAAUAUAUGAAAGGUUUUAUACCACGAGGAGGUAUCUUAAUGGAGCAGAGUCAGUGCUGACGGUGAAGACCUCGACCAGGGAGUGGAACGGAACCUAUCACUGCAUAUUUAGAUACAAGAACUCAUACAGUGUUGCAACCAAAGAUGUCACUGUUCACCCGCUGCCUCUAGAGGCCAACAUCAUGAUUGAUCCUUUGGAAGCUAGUUUCUUAUGUGGAGACUCCCAUUCCUUCAAGUGCUGCAUUGAGGAGGAUAUUGACUACAAAGUCACAUUCCAGAUUGAUUCCUUGUCCUUUCCAGCAGCAAAAGAAGUUAAUGGGAAACAAGUGUGCUACAAAUACAGUUUCAACACAAGCUCAGUUUCCUCGUGUUCAAGAAAUGUUGAUGUGUUUUGUCACUUUACCAAUGCUGCUAAUAAUUCAGUCCAGAGCCCAUCCAUGAAGCUCUCUCUGGUUCCUGAGAAGAAUAUCACAUGCCGGGAUCCCACAAUAGGUGUCGGGCAUCCAGGAAAGGUCAUCCAGAAGCUAUGCCAGUUCUCCAACGUUCCCAGCAGCCCUGACCGUACCAUUGGAGGGACCAUCACUUACAUCUGUGCAGGCUCGAGGUGGAAGGUGAAGAGAAAAGACUGCAUCUCUGCCCCAAUAAAUAGCCUGCUCCAGUUGGCCAAGGCUUUGAUCAAGAGCCCCUCUCAGGAUGAAAAGCUCCCUGCCUACCUAAAGGAUCUUUCUACUAGCACAGGCAAGGAGGAACAGGAAAUCAGCUCAUCACCAGGGAGCCUGGGAGCCAUUAUUAACAUCCUUGAUUUGCUUUCAACAGUUCCAACCCAAGUGAAUCCAGAGAUGAUGAAGGAUGUGCUGUCUACUGUGAACAUCAUCCUCAGUAAGUCUGUCUUGAGCACCUGGAAGGUUUUACAGCAGCAGAAGACCAACCAGAGCUCCCAGCUACUGUACUCAGUGGAAAGGUUUUCCCAAGCCUUACAAUCUGGAGAUAACACCCCAUCGUUCCUCUCCCACCCCAAUGUACAGAUGAAGAGCAUGGUGAUAAAAUCUGGCCAGACGAAUAUCUACCAACAGAAUUUUAUUUUUGCAGACUCUGACCUCUGGGGCAACGUGGCCAUUGAUGAGUGCCAGCUGGGACACUUGCAGCCGGAUUCAUCUAUUGUCACGGUGGCUUUCCCAACACUCCAUGCUAUCCUUGCUCAGGAUAUUCAGAAAAAAAAUUUUGCAAACAGCUUGGUGAUGACAACCACCCUCAGCCACAAUCUAACCAAGCCAUUCAGGAUUUCCAUGACUUUUAAAAGCAACCAUCGCUCAGGAGGGAGUCCCCAGUGUGUCUUCUGGAACUUCAGUCUCGCCAACUCCACUGGCGGGUGGGAUAGCAGUGGGUGCCGGGUGAAAGAAGUCAAAGGGGACAGUGUGUCCUGUACCUGUGACCACCUGACAUCGUUCUCCAUCCUCAUGUCCCCUGACUCCCCAGACCCUGGUUCUCUCCUGAAAAUACUAUUAGAUAUCAUCUCUUACAUUGGGCUGGGCUUUUCCAUCUUGAGCUUAGCGGCCUGUCUGGUUGUGGAAGCUAUGGUGUGGAAAUCGGUGACCAAGAACCGGACUUCCUACAUGCGCCACACCUGCAUAGUGAACAUCGCCACCUCCCUACUCAUUGCUGACACCUGGUUUAUUGUGGCCGCUGCCAUCCACGACCAUCACUACCCACUGAGCGAGACGGCCUGUGUGGCUGCCACCUUCUUUAUCCACUUCUUCUACCUCAGUGUCUUCUUCUGGAUGCUGACACUAGGCCUCAUGCUCUUCUAUCGCCUGGUUUUCAUUCUGCAUGAUGCCAGCAAGUCCGUUCAGAAGGCUAUUGCCUUUUCUCUAGGCUAUGGCUGCCCCCUGGUCAUCUCAGUCAUCACCGUGGGGGCUACCCAGCCUCAGGAAGUCUAUACGAGGAAGAAUGCCUGUUGGCUCAACUGGGACGACACCAAGGCCCUGCUGGCCUUUGUAAUCCCAGCACUGAUCAUUGUGGUGGUGAACGUGACCAUCACAGUUGUGGUCAUCACCAAGAUCCUGAGGCCUUCCAUUGGAGACAAGCCAAGCAAACAGGAGAGGAGCAGCCUGUUCCAGAUCAGCAAGAGCAUUGGUGUCCUCACGCCACUCUUAGGGCUCACUUGGGGUUUUGGUCUUGCCACUGUGUUCCAGGGGAGCAAUGCCGUCUUCCAUAUCAUAUUUACCCUCCUCAAUGCCUUCCAGGGAUUAUUCAUUUUACUCUUUGGAUGCCUCUGGGAUCAGAAGGUACAGGAAUCUUUGCUGAACAAGUUUUCAUUGUCAAGGUGGUCUUCUCAGCACUCAAAGUCAACAUCCAUAGGUUCAUCUACACCUGUGUUUUCUAUGAGUUCUCCAAUAUCAAGAAGAUUUAACAACCUUUUUGGUAAAACAGGAACGUACAAUGUCUCCACCCCAGAAACAACCAGCUCCUCCCUGGAAAACUCAUCCAGUGCUUAUUCAUUGCUCAACUAAGAACAGAAAAAUCCAACCCACACGACCUCUUGGAACUGGUGGACGUGAUCUGAGCAAGAGACCCUUUUAAAGCUAUGGGUGAAGUGUUCUCUCUGCAGGCUUCUGGGAGCAGAUGCUGAAGAGUCUUUUCCACUAGAAAAGAACCUUUCUUUUGUAAAGACAGAUAAAAGUAAUGGUUAUGUUUAUUUUUGCUCCCCACCCCCAUCCCUUGUGUGAUGUCAGGUGUGUAUAGUAUUUAAGUGAAACUCAAAUCCCUCAGGCCCAACUUCUCUGUCUAUAUUGUAAAAUAGAAUUUUGUAGAGACAUUUUCACUUUUUGCUAUUGGCUACAAAGAUAAGCUUUGACUGAAAUAAUAGGAAGGAAGCUAGUACCAAGGAAAUACUUCAUCAAAUUCUAGGAAGGAAGGAAGGAAGGGAGGGAGGGA